CACCAGCUGCAAUCAGCUACUUUAAUGAUUUAUAUAAAUGCCCUGUCGAGCGGUUGUAAAGUCAGUUGAGUCCCAGUGGUAAAACCAUAAGCUUAGUUAUCUAAAAUACUCGUAACAAUGAGGACGCUUGUCGCCCUUACCUUAUUAGGAUGCGCCUUAGUUGUUUGCUCUGGCCGCGAGAUCGGUAAGGAGGAAUCCGACUUGGUAGCUGCGGCUAGCCAUCAUAAAGGCCAUCAUCACGAAGAAGGUGGUGGUAAAGAGCACCACGGUCAUCAUCAUCACGAACAUGGUGAAAAGGGUCACAAAGGUCACAAAGGUCACCAUCACCAUCACAAAGGUGAACAUGAUGAACAUCAUAAACAUCAUCAUGCAGGCCAUCAUCAUGAAGAUGGCGGUGGACAUAAAAAGCACUGGGAUGAACAUGAUCAUCACGGCAAACAUCACGAACAUGGACAUCAUCACAAGGGCGGUAAACACCACCACAAAAAACAUCAUGAUAAGGGUGAAGAAGUUGAAGGUUACCAUAAGAAAUACCAUAAGGACGAAUACCACAAGGACCAUCACUUCUAUGAUGACCACCACAAAGAAGGAAAACAUCACAAACACGGCAAGCACCACGGUCAUCAUGAAAAACAUGGAGGUCAUCACAAAAAGGGCGGCCAUCAUCAUUCCGGACAUGACGAACAUCAUCAUGGCAAAAAGGGCCAUCAUGAUAAGCAUCAUUAUGAUGAAGAUCACAAGGGUCACAAAGGACAUCAUGGACAUGAGGAACAUCAUCACCACCACGAGGAUCACGGAAAGAAGGGCGGUCACGAAGAUCACAAGCACUGGGGAUUCCAUCAUGGGAAACACUAAAAUUUCUAAAAUUACGUUAAAAAUUAAUUAUAUAAUUUUUUUACUUACAUUUUGUUAUGCCAAUAGUUUUGUAAAUAAAUAAUUAUUGUUAUU
This is a messenger RNA of Vanessa tameamea, 948 nucleotides long. RefSeq names its product histidine-rich glycoprotein-like. Bases 118 to 855 code for a protein of 245 amino acids. The record is from RefSeq and is a predicted model, not a curated record. The transcript has a single exon. Lineage: Eukaryota; Metazoa; Arthropoda; Insecta; Lepidoptera; Nymphalidae.